CCGCACCAUGUCGGGCUCGGAGUCGGAGCAGGAGCAGGAGCAGUACUCCUCGGCCGAGGAUGACGACUACGUGCCCUCAGGUGCGGAGUACAGCGAGGACGAUGAGAGCGAGCUGGUGCGGGAGGAGGAGCCGGCGGACAGCCCGCGGCCGCCCCGCGGCAGGAGGAGCCCCCGCCGCCCCGCCAGCAGGUACGGCCGCUGCCGCCGGUUCCCGGUGCCGCCGCUGGAACGGGAAACGCUGCUCCGCGCUCCGGUUUAGCCGCGGGAGCAGAGA
This is a messenger RNA of Onychostruthus taczanowskii (white-rumped snowfinch), 274 nucleotides long. RefSeq names its product craniofacial development protein 1-like. The coding region runs from base 8 to 259 and encodes 83 amino acids. Lineage: Eukaryota; Metazoa; Chordata; Aves; Passeriformes; Passeridae. The transcript is spliced from 2 exons. The record is from RefSeq and is a predicted model, not a curated record.